UGAAUGACUGAGUACGUAGAAAUGCAUUUCGUCAAUGUGUUUGCCUAACCUAGAGCGGCUCUUUGUUUUAUUUUGUUUUUUUUUAGGGAACGCGUAAACGUCAAAAAUUUGGAGAACGUAUCAAGAUAAUUUAUUGCAAGUCCUGAACGUAUGGGAGAGGCAUUCAAUGAUAGCUUAGAAAAGUUACGCAAGAAAAGUCGAACAUUGUUAGCACGUGUUGCUGAAAACUCUAAAAGGAUUGAUGCUGAAGUGAAAAUAUUACGUUCACAAACAUUAUCUUUGAUAAAUUGCUGUAAUCAUAAGAAUCAAGGCGAUUGUGUAAGAAGAAACGCUAACUUAUGGAAAUUACGCAACAACUUGAGCGAAAUCAAUACUGUUUUACAUCCAGAUUACAUUGGUGUCAGUCCUAAACGUACAAUCAUGUCAGUACCAAAUAUGACGUCCUCUGGAAAAUUAAUACUAACGUCUAAGAAACCACGAGAUCAAUGCUUGAAAUCUGCGCCUAGAAAACCGGUAAAAGGAUGUUAUUGUAAUUAUGAGGUGAACAAGGUGCACGCAAGAUCAUCAAGAACUCAGCGUAAGCCUGCCUCCUCUUGUCACCAUUGCAGAAGUCAACCUGAGCUCAAAUCCACGAUGAGAGAAUCCGACGAUAAUAAGGCUGCUCUAACUUCGCCAAUCAACUGUGAAACAUUCAGGAGAGUUAAAAGGAUCGAUUAUACGCCUAGAUCUCAAUUCCUUCGCAAUGUGCAGGACAAAAUCUGCGAAUUACAAACUGGAGACGAGGGAGAUCGCUUGCGAACAUGUCCGCGAUCAUCCAGUUACCACAGAACAAGGCCGAAGAAGCAAGAUAUUUCUGAUGAAGAGCCAACAUUGCUGAACGAACACAAGUAUGUCGAUAAGAGGCAAUCAUUUCCAGCAUCCCCGGCAGCUCCCGCAAACUCACUGGCGAGCGAACGAAGCGAAUCCGACGAUGUCACCUGUACUUCGAGCAGAGGAAUUCAAGUGUCUCCGCGAAAGUUGCCGAAGUCAACAUUACGAAAGACUAUUAAAUCCAAGACGCAAAUACCAAAGUCAAGCGAAAGACCUACCUCGAAAUCGCCGCCACGAAGUAAAAGAGUAACGCAAUUACGCAAACAAGAUUGUCCUUGUUGCUGUAGGAGUGAACCGAAGAGGGCCGCGAAAUUUAACGAAGAUGAAUACGCAAGAAAGUACAAUUUGUCGGAAUAUUGCGAGCGAAGAAACCAAUGUUUGAAGCAUAAUGAUGGUUUCGCAAUUGACGAUUCCAUGGCCCAAGAAGUGGAAGACUUGAGAAAAUUUCGAGAGCAGAAUUAUUUCGAGACGCAUGGCUCGAGUCACACAUUGGCGUCGUCUAGAUCGUCGGGAUCGUUGCAACAAUAUCUGCUGAACGAACGUCUUUUUCCGGAGUCGGUAGGCAAGAUUCAUAAGCGGGACUUGGUAGUGACGAUGCCGCCGUGCGUGACGGCGCAGAAAAAACGCAUUCAUUACUUUCCCAGAUAUAUGGUGCGACAAGAGAAGACUACCUGUAAUACGAAUUACAGGCGUAAACGGUGCCAAAGCUGUCCUCUCACCGGCCACGCCAUUGAUCUUGGAGUUCUGAAGGCUAGACCGCCGUUAAAUAGUUUGGCGCUCAAAUAUCAGAAAAGAGUUUCUGAUUGAAAUAAAAUUUUAUUUUUUUAUUAUUUAUUAGAUUAUUAAACAAAGUAAUUUUUAUCUCAACGAUUUGAAAAUUUCAACGUUUUGUGUCACAAGUUUUAUAGAUGUACAUCUUGUACUAUAUAUAUAUAUAUAUAUAGUUGCAUAAAAAUACAUUCUCUUAAAUUAAAACUUUAUUUGUAAUAUAAUGAUGAUAAUAUGUAAUCAAGUACCUGCUUUUUUAGCAUCUCCAUUUGUACAAACUUAUUUUAGAAUAUAUCUAUGAAUAUUUUAUUUGAUAAAACUAAUUUUAUAAUUCCUAAUCUACAUAUAAUGCAUUAAA
Molecule: messenger RNA, 1996 nt
Organism: Nylanderia fulva
Lineage: Eukaryota; Metazoa; Arthropoda; Insecta; Hymenoptera; Formicidae
Source: RefSeq, a predicted model, not a curated record